Molecule: messenger RNA, 384 nt
Organism: Metarhizium brunneum ARSEF 3297
Lineage: Eukaryota; Fungi; Ascomycota; Sordariomycetes; Hypocreales; Clavicipitaceae
Source: RefSeq, a predicted model, not a curated record
AUGGGCGGGUUUUACAUGCAAUAUUUGGAGAGUCUUUGCCGUCGCCGUGGGUGGACAGACCCAGCCUACGAGUGCUACCGAGAUACCAGUGGCUACACAUGCCUGGUCCUGGUCAAUGGUCGUGAGUACCAGACGGACCUUGCCUACGAAUCGGAUGUCCUAGCUCAGGAGAACGCCGCAAUGCGUGCCUUCAUGGUCUGUAGGAACUUCUCCGUGAACGGUGGGAUGUUGGCCCGUAACGGUAUUGUCCAAGGGCUGCCAGCAACCUCCGAUUCUGGUCGACGUCGGAAGAGCCGUCACACUUCUUCCCGAGAUGGCAGCGAGCGUCACGGCCGGCGAUCUGGAAACCACUCCAGCAGCUCAUCCACCGCUUCCUUCGAGUAG